Messenger RNA from Nymphaea colorata (pocket water lily), 805 nucleotides. RefSeq names its product pEARLI1-like lipid transfer protein 2. The transcript has a single exon. The record is from RefSeq and is a predicted model, not a curated record. The coding region runs from base 114 to 515 and encodes 133 amino acids. Lineage: Eukaryota; Viridiplantae; Streptophyta; Magnoliopsida; Nymphaeales; Nymphaeaceae.
CCACUACGGCUCACCUCUACUCACCACCUCUCAAGGGCAAGCAAAAACAUCCCAUCUUCUCUUUCUCUUGUCUCUGUGGGAGUGGUGCUCUGCUUGGAGAGGAGAUAUCAGUAAUGGCAACCAAGGUGAUCCCUUCCCUGUUGGUGGCGAUGGUCCUCAUCCAGUGCGCCGUUGCUUGUCCUUCCUGCAGCACUCCGUCCACGCCCAAGCCACCCGCCCCUAAACCUUAUCACAGUCCACCAUCCAGCUCCGGCCACUGCCCCGUCGACGCCUUGAAGCUGGGCGUCUGUGCCGACCUGCUCCAUGGCCUUCUCCACCUGGUGAUCGGCCACCCUCCCAGCGGCUCUAACUGCUGCCCUCUGGUCAAGGGCUUGGUCGAUCUCGACGCUGCUGCUUGUCUCUGCACCGUCGUCAAGGCUGAUGUCUUGGGCAUCAAGGUCGACCUCGACGUCAAGCUCACCCUGCUCGCCAACACCUGUGGCUGCAAGAUCCCCAAGGGCUACAAGUGUGCUUAGAGAAUUACGUCCCGCUAGCUCCUCUUCCCUUAGAUCAUUUGCAGCUUGAUGCAUGCUUUCUCUCUAGUUAUUAAAAGUGGCUGAAGACUCAUGCCCUUGUGGUCGGUGACUCAAAAUAAGUAGCUAUGUGGUUUAUUAUGCACGUUGUUCUGUUUUAAGGUUAUGAUUGUAAGUGGUCUUUGUUUCUUUUUUUCUUUUCUUUUCUUUGUACGAAAGAAAGUUUGUCAUUUGUAUGGGUUUAAUAUUCUGAAAGAACGAUUUGCAGUUGCAAAAUGUUGAUUGUUUCCAUA